GUGAUCAUUACAAUUCCCUCAGUGUUGUAAGACGAGCCUUUCAUCCGUGUUCGUGGAUGGGACAUAAAAGGACCCCAUGCAUAUUCUCUCAUUCCCUUUCUACUCAACACGUUCACCCGAGCCUCUGGGAAAACGUAUGAAUUUAGAAAAUCAAUUCGCAAACUAGUCUACGUCUUGCAUACAAAGUGCAAUUUUCACUUCAAAUUCACUCUUUAUCGGGGGUGUAUCUAGUUAAUACAUUUAAUUAGUCUUACAGCUGCUGUUCAUCUGGCCUCACCAAAGACCGGUCUGGAGAAGUGAGCGUGCUGACUCUUACAUCACCGAUUCCUGCCGCGCGUGGAGAAUGUGGUUGUUCUUCUUUGCCGCGUUCACCGCUGUGGUAGCUGUUGGCGCGGCCCUUAUCAUUUACAGGUUAUUCAAAAAGCCCCCCAUCUUCACUCAGGAGUGUCUUCGGCCGCCUGCCCCUCUUGUGAUGGACCAGAAACAGAGAGACCAGGUGCUGAAGAAAGGUUUCCAUAGAGAUCGCAUUCCGGACCACUUGGAUGCAGUUGUCAUUGGCAGCGGUAUCGGAGGCCUGUCGGCAGCAGCUGUGCUGGCUAAAGCUGGGAAGAGGGUUCUAGUGCUGGAGCAGCAUGACCAGGCUGGUGGAUGCUGCCACACCUUUGAGAACCAGGGCUUUGAGUUUGAUGUGGGCAUCCACUACCUGGGGCAACUGCAUGAGAACAGCCUGCUGAGUGUGGCGCUGGACCAGAUCACUGAGGGCCAGUUGCAGUUCGCCCGCCUGGAGCAGCACUUCGACACGGUGGUCAUCGGACAGGGCGAGGGCCGCAGGGAGUACCACGUCGUCUCGGGGAAGACGGAGAUGCACGAGUGCCUGAGCAAACAGUUCCCAGAAGACACGAAGGCCGUGGACGAGUUUAUGAAACUCAUGAAGCUGUCGGCCCGUCACACCCCUCUCUUCGCCAUGCUGAAACUGCUGCCCCUGUGGCUGACGCGACUGGUCAUCCGCUGCGGGCUGCUGGGCCUCCUCUCCCCCGUCUUCGGCCUCUCCUCCACCAGCCACUCUCUGCUCAUGUCCAGCCUGACCCACAACAAGGACCUGCACGUCCUCUCGGCAUACCUCUUCUAUGGUGUGCCGCCAAAAAAUUCCAGUUUCCUCAUGAAUGCACUACUCCUGCAUCACUAUAAGCGAGGGGCUUACUAUCCACAAGGUGGCGCCAGCGAGUUUGCCUUCCACAUCACCCCAGUGAUCCAGCGAGCUGGAGGAUCCGUACUGGUUAGAGCUCCAGUCCAACGCAUCCUGGUCAGCCAGGAGGGCUCUGCAUAUGGGGUGACCGUACGAAAAGGUGAAGAGGAAGUUGAGGUGUUAGCCCCAGUAAUCAUCUCAGAUGCUGGCAUGUUCAACACUUUUCAGAAAUUCCUUCCUUCAGACGUGCAUGCCAAACCAGAAGUGCGGAGGCUGCUAAGCAUGGUUCAGCAUGGAAUGGGCUCCUUUCUGGUGUUUGUGGGUCUGGAUGGUACAAAGGAAGAGCUCGGUAUCGUCUCCACUAGUUUCUGGAUGUACAAGCACAAUGACCUGGACCAGCUAAUGGAGAAUUACAGUUCUUUUAGUAGAGAGGAAGUACUGGGAAACAUCCCAAUGAUGUUCAUAACUUUCCCAUCUGCCAAAGACCCAACGUCCAGCAUUCGCCAUCCAGGGAAGUCCUGUAUGACACUGCUGACCAUGGCCAAGUAUGAGUGGUUUGAGGAGUGGGAGGACACCAAGCUGGGCCGGAGAGGCUUGGACUACGAGGACUUUAAAACGUGCAUGGCCAAGGAGCUGCUGGAGUGGGCUCUUCAGAUGUUCCCCCAGCUCAGGGACAAGGUGGUGUUCAUGGACGCUGCUACCCCACUGACCAACGUCCACUACCUGGGAGCCCCGCGCGGAGAGAUGUACGGAGCGGAACACAAUCUCGGCCGCUUCAGCCCUGAGGUCGUGGCCAGCAUACGAGCCCAGACGCCGGUCAGAGGGCUCUUCUUAACAGGCCAGGAUGUGUUCUGUAACGGGAUGGCCGGCGCACUGCACGGCGGCCUCAUGUGUGCCUCGGCUGUUCUGGACCGCAUCCUCUACAUCGACCUGCUAAUGCUGAAGAAAAAGCUGAAGAAGCAGCGAGCCCUGAAGAGGAGGACAUAGAGCUUAGCCUUUACACACCCAUUUCUAACAUGGCAAGAGCCUGACCAGGGCUGACUGGAUCGGCUAGUUUUUCCCCUGAAAAAAGAAAACCUUCUCCAUUAAUGGCUACUCGUCAGCCUGUCUUGCUCCCCAUUUAAGGUCCAGUUUGAGAUUUGUGUCGUUUGAAUGGUAUGAAAUCAAUGGAUAUUAAAUAACCACACUUUCACAA
This is a messenger RNA of Alosa sapidissima (American shad), 2381 nucleotides long. Its product is annotated as inactive all-trans-retinol 13,14-reductase-like. The transcript is spliced from 11 exons. NCBI's taxonomy places the organism in Eukaryota, Metazoa, Chordata, Actinopteri, Clupeiformes, Clupeidae. Bases 344 to 2173 code for a protein of 609 amino acids. The record is from RefSeq and is a predicted model, not a curated record.